Messenger RNA from Hydatigera taeniaeformis, 1254 nucleotides. Lineage: Eukaryota; Metazoa; Platyhelminthes; Cestoda; Cyclophyllidea; Taeniidae. The record is from the annotation of a GenBank genome assembly.
AUGGGAUCUCGUGAUGAUAGACAGCCGGCAAAGUUCUCCGACCUCCUAACAGUUUUCAACUUGUUUGAUCGGGAUCAAAGUGGGUUUUUGCACGAGACCGGGAUUCUUGCAGCACUGAAAUCUUUGGGAUUUCACAAAUCCCACGGCGACCUUCGUCAAGCUCUGGAAAACUGUCAAAUUAAUUUUUUUCAAAAGCGCAUAAACUUUAAUGAAUUUAAAAGGUUAUAUCAAGAAUUUUGCAAACAAGAAGCAUCUGGAUCGGUCGAUCCUCAGUCCACACGAACUACUAUUUAUCAAUAUGGAUCCUCUUUAUCCCCGCAAGGUGAUGAUACACUUCAUAGUGUUAGUGAAGAUGAGCAAGUUGCUUUCUGUGGAUGGCUGGAAAGCAAAAUCAUCAAUUGUUCCGCACCUCAAACGAUUGAUUUGAGGGCUCUUCAUCGUGGAAAACGGCUGACAACCUACCAGGUGAUGGAAAAUAUAACGUUAGCGUUGAACAGCGCUCGUGCUAUUGGAUGCAAUGUUGUCAACAUCGGAGCAGCGGACAUAGUCGAUGGAACUCGUCAUUUGUUAUUAGGUCUAUUAUGGCAAAUAAUUAAGAUUGGCUUACUGCGCCAAAUAAAUGUGGUGGCACACAGUGAAUUGGUUGCUCUUCUGGAUGAAGAUGAAACAAUAACCGAAUUUGCAAAGCUCUCUCCUGAGCAAAUAUUGAUGCGGUGGGUCAACUACCAUCUCAAACGAGCUGACUGUGAUGCAAGAAUGGAAAACUUUACUAUUGAUGUUAAAGACUGCGAGGUCUACGCCUACUUGUUGGAACAAAUUAGCCCACCCGAGAAAAAGCCAUUCCUUCACUCCUCCAAGGCCAUUCUAGAUGCGGUGGAUUUGGUGCAACGCGCGGAGAUGGUGUUGCAGAACGCAGAAAAGCUCAAUUGUCGGGUAUUUGUACAACCUAAAGACAUUAUUAAUGGAUCUAUGAAAUUAAAUCUCGCUUUUCUUGCCAACCUAUUCAACACCAAUCCUGCUCUUGAGCCUCCGAGUCCACAGCCCUCACCCGUGGUAGAGGAGACCCGAGAGGAAAUGAGCGAAGAAGAGCCCCAGCCUCUCCCAAGUCGAUGGGAGUGCCUGUUGGCGUGGCUAAAGGCCCUCCUGCCGCAGGCUCCCCAGGCGACUCGUGUGCCCCGCGCCUGGUUUCGAGCUAACUAUGACCUCUUAGAGGGCAAGAACACCAAACUCACCGGCAAGUACCUUGCCGAGUGA